AGCAAACAAAAUGAGAUAAAAUGAAAGUGAACACUACACCGACAUUAGCACAUUUAUAUUUGCACUAAAAUCAUAUGUCACUGUCUCAUCUUUCCUCUUUUCUUCAUCCAAAAUUUUGAAUAAAUUCAAUAGAAUUUUAAUUCACCUCACUUUCAAGGACUUAUUCAAAUCAUUCAAGCAAUUCAACUGUUUAUUCAAAAUAACAUCAAUUCAUUAAAGCAAUUUUUUUCCGAACAGCCUAGUUGUAAAUAGUCUUAGUAGUUUUCUAGCGUGAAGGAAGUUCCUUUGGCAAGUUGUUUAUUCUCCCCAUAUUGUUUUUUUUUGGCUUUUUGUUCUUCGUUAAGCAAUGGCCGAUGGAUUGCGAUUGAUCUUCGUCCUUGUAUUAUAUGUAUUACUCUCAGGAAUAACUUCGAAGAAUGUUACCAUAGAGAACAAAUGCGACUUCACUGUCUGGCCUGGAAUCCUAACAACCAACGGUCCAGUUUCCACCACCACCACCGGCUUUGUUCUCAAGAAAGGAGAAGCGCGUGUCAUCAACGCGUCGUCAUGGGUAGCUUAUUACUAUGUCUGGGGUAGGCGAUUUUGCUCCACCAACUCAAGCGGAAGUUUCUCCUGCAUGAUCGGAGACUGCGGCUCUGGAAAAAUCGAGUGCUCCGGAGGCUAUUAUACUCCUCCGGUAACUCUAGCCCAGUUUCGGCUCGGGUAUACCGAUGGUAAAGACCGACAUCUUGUAUCAGUCGCCAAGGGUUACAACCUUCCAAUGCGGGUUGUCCCACUCCCACAGGGCAACGAGACGUGCAGCAGCAAUGAAUGCAUUGUCGAUUUGAACACGACCUGUCCACCCGAGCUGAGGGUGACAAGUAACACCAGCUUGAGGCAGACAGUCGCAUGCAUGAGCGGAUGUCAGAAGUUAGACAUGCCCGAGUAUUGCUGUUCCGGCCCUUACGCAAACGACAAGUGCAUGCCGACGCUAUAUUCGCAGAACUUCAAGAGCGCGUGCCCGCACGCUUCUACUAUCAACUUUGAAGAUAAUAGCUACGUCGCAUGCGCAAAUACCACUAACUAUGUCAUCACUUUUUGUCCGUCGACUAGUCUAAACAACACCAAUAGUUCAGUGGCAGUGGCUGACUCUCCAUCGCCAGCUCAAACACAAACAAAAAGUGGAACUCUUGAACCUCCCUCAGAGUCGCAACAAACAGACGAAGCUACCACAGGAGAAAUAAAAAAGUCAUCAAGGAAAUUAAAACUCGUACUCGGUACCAUAUCGCUAAUCCACGUGCCAAGAUUAUGCUCUCUUAUUGCAGGAAUUUCAGCAUCUUUAGCUGUGAUGAUCAUUAUUAUGGGCGUGCUAACAGUGAGAGCAAAGAAUGCGAGGAAAAGUGAUUGGAAUGGCGAAAACUUUGAAACUGUUGUAAUGUUGAAACGGUAUAGUUACGCAAGGGUCAGGAAGAUGACAAACUCAUUUGCACAUGUUCUCGGGAAAGGAGGAUUUGGAACUGUUUAUAAAGGAAAGUUGCCUGAAGGAAAGGAAGAUGUUGCAGUGAAGAUCUUGAAAGAGUCAAAAGAAAAUGGAGAAGAGUUUAUCAACGAAGUAGCUAGCAUAAGUAGAACAUCUCAUGUUAAUAUUGUUUCUUUGCUUGGAUUCUGUUAUGAAGGAAACAAGAGGGCAAUAAUCUACGAGUUCAUGCCGAAUGGAUCCCUCGACAAGUUUAUUUCCAAUAAUAUGUCAACAAAGAUGGAAUGGGAAACGUUAUCUGACAUUGCGGUGGGUGUCUCUCGUGGCCUAGAGUAUUUGCACAAUCGUUGUGCGUCAAGGAUUGUGCAUUUCGAUAUAAAGCCGCAAAACAUACUCAUGGACAAAGAUCUUUGCCCCAAAAUUUCAGAUUUCGGCCUUGCUAAGAUCUGUAAAAAUAAAGAGAGCAUCAUGUCAGUGCUAGAAGCGAGAGGGACAGCAGGAUACAUUGCUCCAGAAGUGUUUUUACCAAAUUAUGGAGGAGUUUCGCAUAAGUCAGAUGUGUAUAGUUAUGGAAUGGUGGUUCUUGAGAUGAUUGGAGCAAGGAGUAGAGAACAGUUUGAAAUUUCUGGAUCCAACAAUACCUCAAUGUACUUUCCGGAUUGGAUCUAUAGGGAUUUUGAGAGGGGAGAAAUCAUGAGGAUUUUUGGAGAUCAGAUAACCGAAGAAGAAGAAAAAAUUGCGAAGAAAAUGGUACUGGUUGGUCUAUGGUGUAUUCAAACCAAUCCAUCUCAUCGUCCAUCAAUGAUCAAAGUCAUUGAAAUGUUAGAGGGAAGUCUCGAAGCUCUCCAGAUUCCACCUAAACCUCUUUUGUGUUUACCAGCGGCAAUAGAUCCUGAAACUCUCGAAGAUAGUUAUGAGACUUCAAACUUCUCGAACCCAAGUGAGUUUGAAAGGUCCUCUUAAACUAAAGUCAUCAGGAGAGUGGAUCUCGUGAAACUCCACAAUAAAUGGAGGUAUUCUUCUCGGUUGUAUUUAUCAAAUUCUAACUUGAUUACGUUGAUUCAAUUCUUAUGAGAAGGGUUUUUUUGAUGCAGUCACCCGACAUCUUUGGUUGAUGUGCAUAAAGAUUGAAGAACGGUACGAGUGACUCUGGAACAAAACGAUGUGAAUUUAAACUCCUUAAGACUAAGCUUUGUAAGAGCCAGUGGCUGUCACUGUCUAAUGAUUUAUAGUGUCCCGAACCAAAUUUAAAAAUAUGCCCUUGUGCAUAUUUAAACAAAAUCACAAAAACAAUAUAAAAACAAAAUUUCAUAAAAAUCAAAUCCAUAAACUGUUUAUGAAAAACUAGUUAUUUAGGACACUUAUUAUUCAAAUAUACCUCUUCUUUCAUUUUUUCCUCCAAAAGCAUCUAUUAAACUCGUAAAGUUGUGGAAGUACUGUAGUCUAGUGGUUAAGAUUUAAAGGCUUCUACAUCCAUGUCUAGGGUUCGAACUCCACGCCAUGCAAUUUCUUAUAGAUAAAUCCAGGUUUCAAGUCCCGAAAAAAAUAUUUUAUUAAACAAUUAUACAGAUUACGGAAGAAAGACUUACAAAAGAUGUACAACAUGGUGCAAGUUAAAUCUGGUCAUGCGUGGAUCUUCAUAGGAUGGCUCAGGUGAUGCAAUUAGGCGUAGAUCUCAUAAAGCAGGUAGUAUUAUCAGUUGUCAAAUCGUCUAUAUAAUCUUUCUCAUAUCAUAACUGUAAUAUCAUAAUGAAUCAGCGUUAAAAAAAGCAAAUCUUUUGAUAAAAAAACUCAUAGAGUCAAAUCUUUUAGAUGUAUUCGUCUCAAUUAAUAACAUAGCCAACCCAUUUAACUUCUCUUGUGACAUGGUAUAUCACAAGUAAUUCUUUAUCAGUUUCAACUUCGAAAAACUUCUUCCAGCUGUAACAUCUAAUAUCGGAAUGGUCAACAAGCCUCCAUUUUUCCAAAAAAAUAAGUAUUUCGAUAGACUUUCGAACUUUCAAAAGUAUUGAUUCUAAAAAUCAUUAGUUCCAUAGAUAAGUUACCACCAAAUAUGUGUGAAGGCAUACCAUUCCUUAAGGAAGCUUCCAUAUUCAAAUAUGAUGUAUGCAAACAUGGAUCACUUGCAUCUAAUUUUUUUAAUCAAACAAAAUCCAAAAAAAAAAAUUUCAUAUCUUUCGAAUUGUUCAAAUCUGGAAUUAAGAGAAACUUGAGCUUGAUUUAUGUGUAUGUUUAUUCAAUCCUGAAGUUCUCCUUUAGUGAUAAUAACACAUUUCCAGCUAGAUGUAAAAAGAUAACUUGGAACAAGGGGAAAAAUGUUUUAUGACUAACUUUUUAUCAGACUUUUAACUUUAAUUUUAAUUUAAAAUAGAAACUAGAGAAAUUAGUAAUCCUACCAAAGAUCUUUUCCAUAAUUAACUACAUAACAAUGACAACUAUAUUGUCACUGUGAAUAAAUAAUUGUGACUCUGCUGCCCCUACUCCCCCAAAAUGAACUAUACUUUUUUAUAGACAAAAUAUUGUGGAUAGAUCUUACAUCCUGCACUCAUAUCUUUUUGUAAAGUCAGAUCAAAGUGAGUUCUCUCUUUUACCUAUUAUCAAACUUUUUGAAAUUCAAAUCAUUCUCUUUCUCUCUCUAUUCUUCACUCAUAUGGACUCCACAAUCCCUUAUCCAUGGAAGUCUCUCUCCACCACUUCUCUCUUCUUUAUGAGUUUCACGCCGUCGUGGCGUUUCACCUUCUGAAAAACACUCGUGCUUCGCCGGAAAAUCGUUACCAGGUUUUACAGUAAUACAAUAAGGAUAUAAUCCUAUAUCUUAGGGAUUUC
Messenger RNA from Raphanus sativus (radish), 4282 nucleotides. Its product is annotated as PR5-like receptor kinase. Gene Ontology annotation, molecular function: protein kinase activity; ATP binding. NCBI's taxonomy places the organism in Eukaryota, Viridiplantae, Streptophyta, Magnoliopsida, Brassicales, Brassicaceae. The transcript has 4 exons. The record is from RefSeq and is a predicted model, not a curated record. Gene Ontology annotation, biological process: protein phosphorylation. Bases 347 to 2419 code for a protein of 690 amino acids.